AUGCUUGAUCCAAAUAUAAUGUGGAAAAAAUGGAAAACAACAUUUUUAUCAAUCGCCGAUUUUCACGCUCCCGAGACUACCAAAAAGGUUAGAAGUGAGUAUGCUCCAUGGAUCACAAAUAAUAUUAGGGAAGUUAUGAAACAAAGAGAUUUUUUGAAAAAAAAAGCAGUUAAAACAGGAUCGAAACAGUUUCAUGAUGCCUAUAAGCGAACACGUAACGAUCUAAACAGAUUAAUUAAAAAUACAAAAUCGACUUAUUUUAGGAACACUUUGAAUGGAUGCGAAAAAAAUCCCAAAGAAAUGUGGAAAACGAUUAAUAAACUUACAGGAAAAAAGUCAAAAACAACUUUAAUAUCCGAAAUCCAACAUGACAAUCAAAAUGUGACAAAACCAGAGGAGAUCGCAAAUAGCUUAAACGCGCAUUUCAAUGAGGUAGCAUCAAACCUAGCAAAAGACAUUCCACAAAGUUCCAAGACGGCAGAGUCUUACUUAACCUCAUCCAACGCACGGUUUAAUAUUCAAAACGUCUCAUUAACAAAAGUAUUUAAAUUGCUUUCGACGAUAAAAACAUCCAAGUCAGCAGGCCAUGAUAGAAUAUCCGGCAAACUUCUGAAAGAUGCGGCUGAAGUUAUAGCACCCACAUUAACAGCCAUAUUUAAUGCAUCUAUACAUGCGGGUGUAUUUCCUGAUGACUUUAAAACUGCAAUCAUUUCACCCAUUCAUAAAUCUGGAAGUAAAACAAAUUGCGAUAAUUAUCGCCCAAUCUCUGUUCUAUCAUCAGUUUCUAAAAUAUUUGAGAAAUUAAUUACCGAACAGCUUGAAACGUAUCUGGAAUCUAACGGCAUACUUACGGAACAGCAAGCAGGAUUCAGAAAAAAUAAUUCCACACAAACCUCCCUACUUAACAUUACAAACCAAUGGUUAAUUAAUAUGGACAAGGGUUGUUUGAACGGUGUUAUUUUUCUGGAUCUCAAAAAAGCGUUUGACUGCGUUGACCACCAUAUAUUAACUAAGAAAAUGCAUAUCUAUGGAAUAAGAGGACAUACACUUGCAUGGUUUCGAUCUUAUCUUACAAAUAGGACUCAAAUCUGCAAGGUCAACCAAGCAAUGUCUGAGGCAAGGACUGUUAAAUGUGGCAUACCUCAAGGUUCAAACCUAGGCCCACUGCUGUUCUUGCUUUAUAUAAAUGACCUACCAAAUUGUCUGAGUCUGUCUUCAGCAAGCAUGUUUGCUGAUGACACAAACAUUUCAACUCACGGUGAUACUGGCAAUGAAAUACAAGAACGCUUAAACGCAGACUUAGAAAAUGUGCAUCAAUGGCUACUUGCAAACAAACUUACACUCAACAAACAAAAAACUGAAUAUAUGAUUAUCGGCUCACGACAACGUAUAUCAAAUAAAAUAGGGGAUCCUAAAAUUGAACUCGGUGAGUCAGAAAUUAAACGUGUUCAUAAAUCAAAAACUUUAGGAGUCAUUAUUGACGAGCGUCUUUCAUGGGUCGACCAAAUUCAAAAUACUGUAACGAAAGUUUCAAAAGGAAUAGGGAUGAUGCGAAGAAUGAAACAGUUUGUUCCCAAAUCAACAUUAUUGAAAAUCUACAAUGCCAUUGUGUUGUCACACUUUGAUUAUUGUAGCUUGGUAUGGGCCAACUGUUGUGAAUAUCUAAUUGAUAAACUUCAAAAAUUACAAAAUAGAGCAGCGCGAAUUAUCACUGGUAGCACAUACGAUGUAAGUUCUGAGAACGUUUUAAAAGAGUUAAACUGGCAACCCCUUAGAAAUCGAUACAAAAACAAUAAGACGAGCUUCUUGCAUAAACUAAGAAAUGACGCACUCCCAUCGUCUUUAACAAACAUGUUCAAAAUUGCAAAUAAUGAUAGGUAUAACUUGCGAAGUAAUGAUAACAACUAUACACUUGAAAAGCCGGAAACAAACUUUAUGAAAAAGAGCUUUAGUUACUCUGCUGCAUCACUUUGGAACAGCCUGCCCACUGCAGCUAAAGAAAAAGGCAUUGGCUUAAACAAAUUUAAAUGUAUUCUUGACGGUACAUAAUUUCAGUACUAUACAUAUACUUGUUUGUAAAUAUUUUUAUCUAAGCUUUAAUAUGUGUGUAAUAUUAUAUUAGGAAAUUUUAUUAGUGUGAUGCAUGUAAACGGCCCCUUGAAAAGCAGGUGUAUAUUUGAGCCCUGAAGGGUUACCGUUUUAAAAUAUUUUUAAAUAAUAAAAAAUAAAAACCAAGGUGUGUUUAAUUACACACCAAGGUGUGUUUAAUUACACACCAUGGUGUGUACAUUUUACACACCUUCCUAUACAAUUUUAGAAAACACACCUUUGUGUGUUAGAAAACACACCAUGAUGUGUUAGAAAACACACCAUGGUGUGUAACAAAACACACCUAGGUGUGCUAAGAAACACACCUGUAUUUUACAUACCUUUUCUUACACACCUUUGAUGCAUAAAGGGGGGUUCAAUAACACACCUUUUGAAUGAAAACACACCUUGGUGUGUUCGAGAACACACCUCAUACUAAUUUGCAAAAACACAUCUUGGUGUGUUAGAUAACACACCCUACACCGAUUUUGGAAAACACGCGUGCACGGUGUGUACUGAAAAAUGCUUUUUAGUAACAUACAAUAAAUCCAAUCAUAAAUCACGGUAAUGUAUGCUAUAAUAUGUUUUUCGGAUAUAUACAGUAGAUGUAAAUGGCGAUAUUAACUUUGCCGGCGAUAUCAAGUUUUACGUGUCUAAUAACCGUUUGAUAUUUGUUGUGUAGUAUUUUAUUCCUUCGCAUGUAGUAAGAGCAUUACUGGGACUAUUUAUUUUCUAAGAGAUUAAGAGGGCUUGUCAGUAAAUAUCAAACAAGUCUGGCCAACCUUCAAAUAUCAUUUUAGCUCAUAUUUCCAGGAAUGAUAGGCCUAAAGGCCCGGUCACACUACACAACGAUAACGAUACGAUAAAUUGUAAACACGCGAUAAUUGUCAAAAAAAUUGUGUUAGUGUCCACACAACAACGAAAAUGAUAAAAUUAUCGUUAGACGAUAACGAUAACGAUUUUAAAAUCGCUCACCUGAGCGAUUUUUUUUUCAGUCGGACGAUAACGAUAAAUUUUUGACCAAUCAGCGCGCGUAUACAAGUUAUCGUAUCGUUAUCGUUGUGUAGUGUGACCUGGGCUUAAGUAUCCCAAGAAUUGCUGUGUAGUUAGUUGAUCAAAUAUAUUGCUUUUUAGAGAAGAAAUUUGCAUUUUUUUGAAGAAGGUUGGAAAUGCUAUUUUUAGCCCCUACGAUUGACUGCACUUUAGCGGCUUCAACCCAAGAAAAUACUGAUUCUAUGCACAUAAAACUACCUCAAUCUACUAGUACAAUUCUCACUCGACAGAUUGUGCGACUUUGGAGUCAAUAGAACAAUUCUGACCUUUGAAAUUAAUCUUAUUCGCAAGACACGUAAAACGAGUCGAUAAAAGUAUGUUUUACAAAAAUUCAUAUUGUGAAUGUGCUUAUAAAGCUUUGAAUGCCUUGAAACGUUGCUAAUCUCAAGUCUAAAUAAUGAUCUAUCGAAUGAUAUAAAGAUUACUUUGGGCAAAUGACUGUGCGUUACGCUAAUGCUUCCCAAAGUUGGUUCAUAUUGCUCACCUUUGACCCGUGCCGUCACUUUACACAAGACAAAAUCCAUUUGUUUAUCGUAUAAACAAAAGGGUCUCAAUUGAUAUUUGUAACAUUUAAAUCAAAUCAGUAGUAUUAAGAACAAGGUACUUACAUGUUUAGUUCUGAAAGUGCUCCAAAGUAGCAUUUAAACUGUCUUUUUUAUACAAAACAUCUCAUAAAUACUCCUGGCUUGUCAAAAUGUCAACAGUUUUGAAACAGUAUAUCCUAUCCAUAUCAGGUUAGUGUGUUUUCUGACCAUCGGAGUCCGUUACAAGCACUGAUUUUAACUGAAAUUAUUCAUAUCAUUCAGCAUUUGCAUGAAAAAACAAAAAUGUAAAUGAAUCUAAUAUACUUUUACUGUAAAUAUUAAAAUAAACAACAAACCAAUCUUUGCAACGUAACUUCCUCUUCAACUUUCUUCAAUUUCCUUUUGUGAAAAUUUUCAUUCGAUUAAUGUCAUACACAACCUGCAAACAGGCAUACUCUAGAUGCAUUGAUGUUACAAACUAUGGAAGUGUGCUGCUCGUUAAAGUCAAUUGUUGGAGGACUAUGUGGAGCGAUACCAGAAAUAGAGAACAGGACGAAGUACUAGUAGUCCCCUUACUUUCGUGCGUGAAAGACAUCACAACACACACGGCAUCGUACUCGUUUUCUGGACCGGGAAAUGAGGUGGACUUGAUCUUGUGUCGUGCUGCUAUUUUCACGAGGCCAGAUGAUAUCACUUCAAUGUCGAUAUGUCCUCUUCAUCGUGCAAAACUUGGGAUGGGAUGAACGAGGGGAGCGAGCACCAGGUGCAGAAUACCACCCGUUCUGUCUAACCAUGGAAAGACAAAAAAAAGUUGGCCAAAAGGAGAUAGAGGGCUCGGAAAGUUACAAUCGGAGCUACUGCUACGUGACACUGGUGUCUUUUUACAAGCUGGAGCAGGUAAUUUAGUAAAUAAAUUAACGAAGUUUCGAAGAAUGACUGGUUUAUAAAAGCAUUCUUCUAUAUCAUUGCAAGGGGUGUGCAGAAAAUGCCGUAAGAAAUUAAAGGAAAUUACAAACUUCAGAAAGAUGGAAGAUCAGUUCAAGGAAACAACACUGGUAUGAUACCUGGAUAUUUAAUAUGGUUUUAUCAUGGGCGUAUGGGCCGGGGGGGGGGACAUGGGGGGAAUAUGCCCCCCAAAUUUUUACGGUAGCAACAAAAGUCAGGCGAAAAGAAUUAAUAAUCUGGCAAACUAAUACUGUGCCCCCCCCCCCCCAAAUAAGAUUAGGCCCGUACGCCCAUAGGUUUUAUAGAUUAACUGUUAUAAAACUUACGCUUUUAGGGACUGUACGUUGAGGGUGGGCUUGGUGGUCAUCAUAGUUUUUCCUGUUAGGACCGGGAGGGUUAUCUGUUAUUUUCCAUUUUGGAAACGAGUAAUGAACUGGGAGGCUUUCGACUGUGUUUAGCUAUAAAAUUACAAAAAUCAACCAAAUAAUCUGCAAUGGCACAAAGAAAUUGGUUCAACCCAAGCGCGUAAGGUACCUAAAACAAUGUUGAAGUUGAUGCUUUCAAAUUUUAGGACGAUUCAAAGCAGAUUUCUUUCAAGACACCUCAGCAGACAACCUGCAUUCAAGAGCGCCUUCAAACUCCAAUAAGUCAAGAAUCAUCAACAUUGUUUAGCCCUUCAGGAUUUUCUCAACAUUUAGAACUAGAAGAAACACGUGACGAAGAAGGACUAAAUGCUGGCAGUAAUACAAGAGAGAAGUUGAAUAUUUUUCUAGCUUCCAGAGAUGUAAGCCCAAUCCGCACGUCCAUGACCAUCCCGUGGAACACAGCCGCAGAGCGCACAAAACGACGUUAUGUGAGGAAAGGAAAACAGGUCGCUUUAGCUGCCCUAGAGGAACUUGCUCCACAAAACUCAGAAAUUCUGUUUAGCGCAAUACAGGCGGAAAGACAAAAGAAUGCUGAUGACAUGGAUUCCUCUUUACUUGAAGCUAUGGUGGAGUGCUACGAAAACUGCAGCCACUGGAGCAGCCGUAGACAAAUGCUGUCUAUCAUAGCUGAUAAAGUUAGGUUUGCAACACGGCAAAAAUGGCUGCCAGAUCUAUCUAGAUAUCGCUACAACAUCGAAAGACAUCAUCUUUUCCUCCAUGGUAGAGGUACAGAAGUUCCUCAACAAAAACAAAAAAGAAUAAAGGUGUCUUCUGAAAAGCUUGACCACUUCUUGGCGUUUAUAACAAGUGCCAAGAUUAUCCAGGAUUUGCCCUUCGGAGAAAAAACACUGAAACUGUCAUCUGGAUCUGAAAUCAAAAUACCGAAUGUCAUAAGAACGUCCAUCCCUGAACAGAUAAUCAAACAGUAUCAGAGUUACUGCGCCGAAACUGGAUUUAGUUCACCAUUCAGCAAUAACAGUCUGUCGAGGAUACUUAACGUCUGCGCGGCAUCCACUCGCAAGUCUCUUCAGGGUUUGGACUAUUUCUCGGCGGAAGGAGCAAAAGCUUUUGACGACCUCGUUGAAGUAGCUGACAAACUUGGAGACAACUACGAAAACGGCUUAUCAUGGUCUAAAGAGGUGAUCAGCAAGCUUAAACUGGCCAAACGUUAUUUUAAAGAAGAUUACAAGGUUAGUUGGGAUUUUAUUGUUAAUUCUUUACGGAUGUUUACUAAUCAAGUAUAGUACAUCUAGUAUUACGCCUAGAAUUUAUGAGAGUGCAUGUAUAUUUCAGUUAAGUGUUGUAAAUCUAUCCAUCACAUCAAUAUUUUAUAGGUUCAUGUAUCAUCGAGCUCAAGAGUGCCUGAUCACUGCAGACCCUAUGCUUUGAGCCAGGGUAAUGACAAAGCCUAUUCAAGCACUUGCGAUCACCAGCAUGACAACGCUGGGUGCUAUCACAGUGGAAUUACUAUACUUGGAGUAUGA
Messenger RNA from Paramuricea clavata, 6519 nucleotides. The record is from the annotation of a GenBank genome assembly. Lineage: Eukaryota; Metazoa; Cnidaria; Anthozoa; Malacalcyonacea; Plexauridae.